Panonychus citri (citrus red mite) is the source of this 2833-nucleotide messenger RNA. RefSeq names its product catenin beta-1-like. Lineage: Eukaryota; Metazoa; Arthropoda; Arachnida; Trombidiformes; Tetranychidae. The coding region runs from base 89 to 2095 and encodes 668 amino acids. Gene Ontology annotation, molecular function: transcription coactivator activity; alpha-catenin binding; cadherin binding. Gene Ontology annotation, cellular component: adherens junction; catenin complex. The transcript has a single exon. The record is from RefSeq and is a predicted model, not a curated record. Gene Ontology annotation, biological process: positive regulation of transcription by RNA polymerase II; cell adhesion.
ACUUUGUUAUUACUUUUUGAAAGUUUCUUUUUCUUUGUCAAUUAUUUUUUUACUUUGUUGUUUAGUUUGCUAUUAAUUGUUCAUCAGUAUGACUUCGUUGGAAUUAAAUAGAUCUGAGCGUAUUAGAGCUGCUCUAUUCGAUGAUUUAUCAAGUGACAUUUUAUACACAACAUCGAUCGACAAUAAAUCAGAAACAUGUGUCCUUAGACUCUCUGAACCUGCACAAAUGAUUAAAUUGGCGAUUGAAGCUUUGAUUAAUUACCAGAAUGACGCUGAUUUGGCCACAAGUGCUGUUCCUGAGCUGUUGAAGCUAUUAAAUGAUGAAGAUGAAGUGGUGGUUAACAAAGCGACAUUAAUGGUUCACCAUCUUUCGCGAAAAGUCGCUUCCCGACACGCGCUCAUCAAUUCUCCUCAAAUGGUGUCCGCUCUUCUUAGGGCGAUGUCAAAUGCCGAAGCUGAGACAACCACUUUUGCUGCGAGUAUUUUACAUAAUUUAUCUCAACAUCAACAAGGUCUUCUAGCGAUUUUCAAGUCCGAUGGAAUCUCUGCCUUAAUUAAGCUUCUCACCUCUCCAAUCAACCGAGUUGUUUACUAUUCCUUGACAACGAUCUACAACCUGUUGCUUCAUCAAGAAGGAUCAAAAAUGGCCGUUCGACUCGCCGGAGGAAUCCAAAAGAUGGUCACAUUGUUGAAUCAUCCCAAUCCUAAAUUCCUCGCUCUUUUGACCGAAUGUUUAACUUUACUUGCUUAUGGAAAUCAAGAGUCUAAGUUGAUUAUUCUCGCCUCAGGCGGUGUUCCAGAGAUUGUGAACAUUAUGCUUGUCCAUAACUAUGAGAAAUUACUUUGGACAACAUCUCGACUACUCAAAGUUUUGUCCGUUUGUCAAAGUAACAAACUCGCGAUCAUCCAAGCCGGAGGAAUCUACGCUUUGGAUAUGCACUUGGAACAACCCGGAAGAUUACAAUUAAGUUGCCUUUGGGCUUUGAGGAAUUUAUCUGAUUCUGCCACCGAUAUUCUCAACAUUGAUCAUCUUCUCCAAGUUCUACUCAAUUUACUCAAAAGUGAAGAUCUUAACGUAGUUGUUUGUUCGGUCGCUAUUCUGUCCAAUUUGACCUGCAACAAUACCCAAAACAAACUAUUCUUAUGUCAACUAGAUGCAAUUGAAAAGAUUGUUACAACCAUCAAACAAGCUGGAGAUAGACAAGAGAUCGUUGAACCAGCAAUUUGUGUUCUCAAACACCUGACACAUCAGCAUGAGGAAGCAGAAAUAGCCCAGAAUGAUGUCCGUCUUCACGAUGGUUUGAAUUAUAUUGUAAAUUUCUUGAAUCUACCGAUCAGUUGGUCACUUAUCAAGGGAAUUGUGGGAUUAAUUCACAAUCUGGCUCAAUGUCCAGCCAACCAAGCGCCAUUACGAGAAGCUGGAGUUAUUCCCAAGUUGAAUCAAAUUUUAUCCAAAGCUCAACAAGAGAGAAACUCAUCUUCAGGAUACAUGGAUGGUGUUAAAAUCGCCGAUGUCAUGGAGGGAACGAUGUAUUCAUUCAAGAUGUUAGCUCGAGAUGUUCAUAAUCGAUCCAUUAUCACAGAAAUGAACUUAAUCUCAACAUUCGUGCAACUCUUGUAUUGUGACGAUGAGAACGUUCAACAAUCUGCUGUUGGUGUUCUCAGUGAACUGUCCCUCGAAAAGAAAGCCGUUGACAUUAUUGAAUCCGAAGGAGCUACUGCAGCUCUUACUGAACUUCUCCAUUCUAGAAAUGAAGUGACAGCCACUUUCGCCGCCGCUGUUUUGUAUCGAAUGUCCGAAGAUAAACCUCAGGAUUACAAGAAGCGUCUAUCAUUGGAACUGACAGCAACCCUUUUCCGUGACGAACCCAAUGAUUGGACUUCAGCCGGUGAAGUGGAAAACGAGGUCUUACCCCAAGCUGAAUCUCACUACGGAUCACUCGCCUCUCCCCUCAAUCCUUAUCCACAAUCAAUUUACGUCCAAACCACAUCAGAUAUGGAUGUUAACAAUCCCUAUUCAUCACCAUAUUACAACGAACAGGACCAAGUCGCCAAUAAUGACCAAUACUCCGCUUGGUACGACACCGACCUUUAACUUAUCAACAAUCAAAUCAAAAACCGUUUCCAGUGACUUAUCACCAAUAUUUCAGUGGCCUUAUCAAUUUAAUCUUAUUACUCUUAUACAAAUCUGACAACUUUGGAUUACAAUUUAUUAUUAUUGAUUGAGUCUAUUCAAUGAAUCAUACUGAUGAAAAAUUCAUGCAGAGGAUCAAAAGAAAAUGAAGAAAUAAGAAGUUACUACUUAACAAUAAUUUUAAUUGCAACAAAUUAUUUUAAUUAAGAUUGUUAUAAUCAACAGUUACUCUAGUUUGACUUACACUAGUAAUUGGAAACGAUUAUUUUUGUUAAGUUAAUCGUUUCCAAUUACUAAUUGUAAGUUACUGUUCAACUAAUAAAUCACAACAAUAACCAUUGUAAUCUAAUUAUACGAAGAAUUUGAUUAACUAAUUAGGAAAUUAUUUCUAACAAUUGUUAUCUUUAGAUUGUAAUUGUUACUGUUGACUUUAACUGCAUGUUUACAAUUAGCACUCAACUGGUCGUAAUAAAUAAUAUUGUUAAUGAUGGUUAAUAAAUUACGAUAACAAUCAAGAAACAAAAAAUGUUGUCCAGUUUAUCAUUUAAGAAUUAAAUUAAAAAGAAUCAAAAUUAAUAAUAUUUUACUUAACUGAUGAUUGUAAACUCUAAUUGUUGACUUUAAUAUGUCAAUGAUCAUUAAAUCCCUUCAUUAAAUAUGUAAAUGAUUAACUAAUAAGAUAAAAUUAGCUUAAUUGUC